Molecule: messenger RNA, 1202 nt
Organism: Setaria italica (foxtail millet)
Lineage: Eukaryota; Viridiplantae; Streptophyta; Magnoliopsida; Poales; Poaceae
Product: protein MIS12 homolog
Exons: 7
Coding region: 143-898 (251 amino acids)
Biological process (GO): mitotic sister chromatid segregation; mitotic cell cycle; protein localization to kinetochore
Cellular component (GO): chromosome, centromeric region; nucleus
Source: RefSeq, a predicted model, not a curated record
AAGAAGAAAGCGGCUGUGACCAGCGAGAAAUUUGAAACCCUCGACCGGGCUCCGGCGGCCGGCGGCCGACGACCAUCCCGGCUCCGAUCCGCUGCCUCCCACCAGCCAAGAGCUCAGAAGACUCGGAAGUAGGAGAGCGACGAUGGAAGAAGGCGAUGAGAGCGCGCCAAGAGCGGGGGCGGAGGCGGAGGCGGCGCUGGGGCUGAGCCCGCAGCUCUUCGUCGACGAGGUUCUCGACAGAAUCGCCGACAUCAGCGCCGAGGCCUUCGAGUACUGCCUCCAUGAAGCGGCCGCACCAGGGGUCCUCGGCGCCGCCACAGCGGCCCAGAAAGCCGCGGAGCUCCAGCGGGGAUUAAAUGGCAUUCGCCAUGUUGUAAAGAAUGCACUGGAUAAGAGAAUGACCAACUGGGAGAAAUACUGCUUCGAACAUUGCUUCAAUAUACCUGAAGGUUUUAUGGUGCCUGAAGAUGAUAAUUCAUGUGCAAAAGAUUCACACAAAGAUGGGACUAAUUCAUAUUUGGAUGUCGAACUUGACUCCAUAAGGAGAAAGCUCGAAAGUGCUAACAAGGAAUCUGAAAAUCUUCAAAGAGAGAUGUCUUCAUUAGAAAAUCAAACUACGUACAAAAGAAAACUUGAUUCUGCUAUUGCUGAGAUACAAAAGUUGUUUGAUGACAAAUUUGUGCAGGAAAAUUUUGAAGAUCUUGCAAAGGCGAUACCAGUAUUGCAGCAGAAAAUAAUAGGUAUGAAAAAGAAAAGAACCGAGACUGGGAACUUGAUAGAUCAACAGGUUUGGAACACGAAUGGUCUGAGAGACAGUAAGCGUCAAGCAUUGGGUAACGGUUUUACUGCAUGCACCGAAGACAUUCAAGGGAUUGUCAAUAUCUUACAGAACAAGUAGCUUAAGGUGUUGUGCAGCCUAUGCCAUAUCAGGAUGUCAACUAUUGGUUGCAUUUGCAUUACAGUAUCAGCUACGCUUUAACUUUGUCUAGCCAUCUUCUUGCUAGCUGCCUGUUUGUGACACUGAACUGCGUUAUGGUGAUGGGAGACUUCCUGUAUAAGCUAGGGCUGCUAUGUUGUGUAGAUAUGGUGUAUUGGGUAUUUUAGGUAAUGCAUCAGUGAGACUUCUUGGAUCAUUGUGUUUUUUUGAAGUAAUUCUUGGAUCAUUGUGUUGAUCAUGAAAGUUUCUCUUUUUUUGGGCUUAA